Symbiodinium natans is the source of this 4278-nucleotide messenger RNA. The record is from the annotation of a GenBank genome assembly. NCBI's taxonomy places the organism in Eukaryota, Dinophyceae, Suessiales, Symbiodiniaceae.
AUGCCAGCUCCGCAGCCAGGAUUUCACUGGUGCCAGGUGCCGACUGCGGUCUUCGGCGUGGCGUCUGGCCCACAGACCCAGGCAUCCCUUCCUGAGGCAGCUUCUUCUUGGAAGGACUCCUCCCGGUGGCAAGAACAGUCCACCCCAUGGAAGAGCCAGCAGUCUUCAUGGGGCAAAGGUUGGGGGCAUUCCAAGAACUACGGCUCCAGCAGCUCGUGGCAGGGCUCUGGAGGGAAUCGGCGUGAGAAGUGGGACAAGCCCAAAGGCUGGAACAAGUGGCCCAAGCCUGAGCAAAAGCCGGCUAAGGAGCAGUAUGGGCGAGGGGCUGCCCCCAAGGAGGAGGAGCCGGAGACUCUCCUCGACCCAGUUAUGGCUGGGAUUUUUGGCGCCCGGCAGCAGGGGCCGCCUGAGAGGCCCGACUCUGCAUUCAACGUUGCGGAGGCGACGGAGGAGGAAGUUCAAGCGGCGGCCAAUCGCAAGGCUGAGCGCGAAGAAGAAGGGUUCCACAGUCAGCUCUGGCAAGGGGCGAUCGCUAAGGCCCUCGCAGACCCCUCGCGACCCAAGUGCGCCCGAGAACUGAUGCGUGAGGGCAUCUUGCGCAGCUGGUGGAACAUGUCCUGGAAGGACGCCCGAGGCCUGAUUGACGGGACCUUGGUGGACGAGUAUCGCGAUCGGUUGAUGCUGUACAUGGCAAAGUACAAGAAUCCCACCGAGGUGCCGCAGCCGAUUGUCGAGCGCUGUGCAUGCUUGUUCGCGUGGUUCAAGCAGAACUCCAGGCCGCUGGACAUUGAAGGGGACUUCGAUGCGAUCAUGUUCGCAGUGCCAGGGCAGAAAGUGCUGUGCUUUCGCACAAAGCUGACAGGGCCAUCCUUCCUGGAGCCCGCAAACCACCGCUACACGAUGACAAUGUCCCACGGCUUGCCGUGGACAGCAGCCGUGGGUGUGGGCGAGUAUGGGGAGAUAACCCCGGGAGACUUCACGGACGGCGACUUCCCGUCCUACGGAUUCAGCGGCCGAGGGGUCUGCAAUGACUCCGGCUUUGAAGGUAUCAAAGCCUCAAUCUCCAAGGUGGCUGCAAGAGCCAAAGGAAGGGACGUCAUCUUCUCGAUGGAAGGGCUCCUGCAGGAGAAUACGCAGGUGGAGGGGGGCAUGCCGGCACUGAAUGUGCCUUCUGACAGCGAGUCGGAAGGCCAAGAAGUUAACCAGCAUCGUGUUGCUCAGGUCCUGAUUUCCGCAGGACCACCGAAUGUGCAACUCCCCUGGGAACAAGGAGUUUUCAGGGACAUCUUCGCACCUAGACCAGUGGUGUCACUGGACUGGCCAGAGCCCAAGGUUCUUGUCAAUGUGGAUGAAGCCGAACUAUCGUCUACACCAGGUCCCAGCGUUUUGCAAGACAAAGACAAGACGCCAAUCGCAGGUGUCUUCAGCUCCUCACCGGGAGCCAAUGUUUUCAGCAAAGUGAUCAAGUGCAAAAAGAAAGAUGAGCCUUUUGAGGAGGCUGUUGCAGGCAUGUGGUUGAAGAACAUGCAGAUGUGGAAACAGCUGUUCGAGGCCUCCCCGUCCACCACUUUUGCCAAAACAUUACAGGAAUUGGACGAAGAGGAGAAGAUGUUGAAGAAGGGCAAGCUGGCACCUCAGAGCGUGGUACAAGCGUUGAAGUUUGUGAAAUUUGUGCUUUCCAUUCCAGAUGUGGAGAAUUCCAUCUCCCCCAGGGUCCAAGGCUUGGCCGACCGAGUGGCAGGCGAGCACGAGCCCACACAUCAAGCCCGGGACCUAACAGUACUUGAAGUUAGGUUUCUGGAAGAGUGUGUUUGGAACGCGGAGCUCCACAUUGUCGAUCGAUUUGCAGCAGGAGUAUUCCUGUUUCAGAUCUUCAGCAGGAACCGUUGGUCGGACAUCAGGCACGUGCGAUCCUUGGAGUUCGAUUUUCUGGAGAUUGGCCCCGAAAUUUGUGGUUUUCUGGAAGGCAGGGCCAGAGAGGUGAAACAGUCCAACAAGAAGAAGAAACUCUCGUUGUUCAUGCCCCUUGUGGCUCCAGAAUGGCAGAAAGUGGCUGCCGAAGCAGGGAUCGUGCUCUCGAAGACCCCUGUAGGCCCUUUACUACCGGCCACCGCCCCAGACGGUGCCUGGCUGCAGAGGUCCAUCGACUCCGCCGAGGCCUCCAACUGGCUGACGGGACUGCUAAGGAACCGCGACCCCUCAACAGCGAGGGUUACCACACAUUCCUUGAAACACACUGCUCUGGGCUGGUUGAGCAAAUACGGCAUUGCGGGCGAAACACAGACACUCUUGGCACAUCACUCUACUGGAGCUUUGAGUACAUUAGCUUACUCAAGAGACGCCCUUAGUGGCCCCCUCCGGCAGCUGGAAGAAAUGCUAAAGCAGGUACGGGAGGGCUCGUUUUGCCCGGACGCUACUCGAAGUGGAUACUUUGCCCGUGCCCAAGGAUCAGAGGCAGGUGCGUCUGUUGACCUCGGGUCCUGGUUGCCGAUCAGCAAGGCAGGCAGCUUAGAUGGGCUGCCCGCGAACUCCGAAAGCACGCGUGAGCCUUUGCCAGCUACAGUGGAAGACUUUGAGGACGAUUUCCUGGGGGUUGGACCGCUUUGCUCCUCGCAAGGGAAGGUUUUUGAGUCACCAAGUGCCAUGCCUGUCUUGGAAGCAUCUGCACCGUCGGUAGCGGAAGGAGACGAAUCCCCCUCGAAAGAAAGUGAGGAAUUAGACAGGUUGGCUACCGUGACUUCUGGGCUUUGCGAGGCGUUGUUCGAUAAGGACGACAUACAAGGUGCAGAUGAUAACGAGGAGGCAGAGAUCUCGCCCACCACAUCAGCAGACGGGUCCUCCGAGGAAACCUCUGAUGGAGCCUCGUCGGAAGAAAAGGAGGAACCAGCUUCGUCCCUGAGCCUACCGGAGGGUUGGAGUGCGAUCCAGAACAAGAAGUCUACCAUGUUACAUCUGUACAAAGUAGCGGAUAGUCAGCCUUUCUUCGAGCAACAUGCUCGCAAGAUCGGAAUGGAGCAGCCACUCUUGGACAAAUUCAUAGCUGGAGGGGUCAAGACGGUGUCCAUGGCAGCCUAUGCCGCCACUCAACCGGGUCAACCUCUCACAGAUAGGGAGGUCUCCACUCUAUGUACGGGUCUGGGGCAGAACAACCCCACUCUUGCACAGAUGACGGUUGUCAAGAGGCUCCUGUUCGAGUGCCAGACCAUGAGCUUGGCAAACUUGAAGGCGACCGUGGAACAGCAGCCGGACUCAGUCCUACGUAAGCUGCCAGGAGCUGAGAGAGCCCAGCGCCUGGAAUUGCAGGCUCAAAGGCUGGGCGGACUCUCGAUUGAGCAUGACUUGGAGCCCGCCUUUUCAGUAUAUGAUGCCGUGUCGACACAGGUAGAGCAAGGGUCGCUGAAAUACCUGCACCCGAGCAAGAUCCCCACGCGUCGCCAGGAAUUGGCGCAAGGCAAGCCAACCAGGGAACUUGUGCUGGAUGCUUCGGGGGAUGGCCUCUCGGGUCAAGACAAAUCCUCUAAAGUAGAGGCCCAGUUGGGGUCAGACAUGGCGACUUACAGGGCGUUGCAGAGACGGGGUCUGGCCUACGACCUCGUUGGCAUUUUGAGUUUCAAGGUGCACGAGAAAUGGCUUCAGAAGGCCUUUGCUACCUUGCAGACCCCACCGCCCCCAGGUUUCAACCGUCCGACGCUGCAGCAGGUCCUGCGAGCAGAUCGGGCCUUGUGGAUGGAGCUUGGCAGCAAACAGCCGACCCUGACAAGGGCAGCGGCGAACGCGCCGCUCGCGGACGCCCGGUGCUUAGAUCAAGUCUUUCUGGAAGCCACCAACACGGGUUUGAAGGUGAAGAUGCUAUGCGCUCAGCAGUGUGCUCGCUUGCACAUCCGGCUUGUCAGUACCGUCCUCUUCGCGAGGCGGACGAUGACAGACCUCUGCGUGCUGCUUGUGGUAUACGUGGCUGUUCAUCAGCCGGUGCGCUUCAAAGAAGCUCGGAAAUUCCUCAAGGCUUUCGCCUUUGUCUCAAGUUUGGAUGUUCUCGUGACGCGCCUCUGCCUGCGACCACGCCUGGUUCGGCUGAGGCCUCUCCCCGUGCGCGCUUGCCGGGAGAGAUGGCUGAUCCGGUGCCCUGAGAAUGUCCGACGGUCUGAAGAGAUCCUGUCGUAUGCUUGGCAGCACGCUUGCUGCCUGCUCUUUUCCUUUUGGGAAUUUUCCGCUGCCGAUGAAUCUUUUCGGCCUGGCGCAUGGAGUCAUUUUCUGGAUUGCGCGCCUGCUCCAGAAUGA